Messenger RNA from Emiliania huxleyi CCMP1516, 459 nucleotides. RefSeq lists its product as hypothetical. The transcript has 3 exons. Lineage: Eukaryota; Haptophyta; Isochrysidales; Noelaerhabdaceae. The record is from RefSeq and is a predicted model, not a curated record. The coding region runs from base 1 to 459 and encodes 152 amino acids.
AUGGCCCUCCGAAUUCGGCCGCCGCCCCCAGCCGCGAUGGAGAACAUGGCCGUCGAGAACGUUAACAACAUCGUCGGCACGUUGAAGCGUCGGCAGGUAGAAAUGUUCUCGGACGAGCACAUGGACGAGCACAUCAACAAGCGCCUUGCGACAGCCGCCGAUGCGCUGCAACAACGGCGGCACUGGCUCGAGUCUGCGAGCAGCGAAGACCUGGAUGCGUGGCGGCAGCGCGGCGAUCGCGCCGCGCUCUGCCGGCUCGCUUCAGACGCCGCGGGCGACGCCCACCCGAGCUUUCUUCAGCUCCUGCACGCGCUGCUGCACAGCCGCUCAUCUGAUGAGGAUGCAUCGCUGAUGGCUCGCGUGGCCAGUGUGCGCGACCGUGCCACGUUGCGGGGCCUCGCGAGCACCGGCACGCGCACAUGGCUCACAAGCGCCGGGGACGCCCGCAAGGCUGACUGA